Molecule: messenger RNA, 1518 nt
Organism: Bombina bombina (fire-bellied toad)
Lineage: Eukaryota; Metazoa; Chordata; Amphibia; Anura; Bombinatoridae
Product: NXPE family member 1-like
Exons: 4
Coding region: 1-1518 (505 amino acids)
Source: RefSeq, a predicted model, not a curated record
AUGAAGUGCCCAGACAAAAAGAGUUAUCCCGAAUCUGUCCUAGAAAUGGGGCAAAGGGAAACUCAAGUGACCAUAACCAGGCUACUGGAUGAAGUACGUCAUAUGAUCCCCGAUGUCCAAUUUACACAUUUCAAUGAUACCACAAGUGCUUAUUAUAGCAAAGCCACAUUAAUUGAUCCCCACAUAAAAUAUUGUGUUGGAGAUCAUAUGAUAUUCCAGGUUGAAGCUUAUGAUUAUUUAAGAAAAAGAAAAAAGUAUGGAGGUGAUUUUAUAAGGGGAAGGAUUUAUUCACCUGAACUCAAAGCAAGUGCAUCAGGAGAUGUUACGGAUUGGGGCAAUGGAACAUACAAUAUCAAUUUUACUCUUUUUUGGGAAGGUAAAGUGAAGAUCUCCAUUCUCCUGCACCACUCAAGUGAGAUUGUUUCUGCUUUAUGGAGAGUGAGAAACAUUGAUUAUUUGAAAAAAAGAUUCAGAGGAAAGUUUAUCAAUAAUGGGAAACAGCUUAUUACUGAAUGUGGAUUACAGCUAGAGUCAAAGGAGAAAACGUGUGAUUACCUUGAUCACAGAGAUGGGGAAUUUUUUUACUGCAUAAAACCUCCAAACAUAUCAUGUGAUGCUCUAACUGCCGUACAAGGAUACACCAGCAACAGAUCACAUCUCACCCCUAUGGAGAAAGAAAUCAUAGCUAAGUCAAAGGUUGCUGUUGAGAUUUCUAAAACUGUUGAUCUUGUCAUUGUACAUCAGUGUCAAGGAAGAAGUGCACAUUUAGAACCAAAAUGCAAACCUGGGGUGCCCACUUCAUUUCCCAGUGGCUAUUUCUUGAAAGGAAUUUGGAAUCCUGUUUUCUGUAACCUGACGUCAUUUAGCUUCAUAUCGCAGGCUGAAACAUGUUUGACCAGAAAAAUGGUUUAUCUAUUAGGUGAUUCUACUAUAUAUCAGUGGAUGACUCGUUUUACAAAACUUAUGCCAUCACUAAAAUUUUUUGACAUCCAUGAGAGUGAAUGGGAUAGUCCAUCCUUGGCGCUAGAUGUGAGCAGAAAUAUCUACAUAUACUGGAAGAAGCAUGGACACCCCUUUUUGUAUGAUAAUUAUUUCACUGUAAAAAGCUACUCUUAUGUUGCCCAUGAAAUUGAUAAUGUAUCUGGCGGUCCAAACAUUAUAGUUGUCAUCACCCUUGGACAUCAUUUCAGACCAUUCCCUCUCUCCCUGUUUAUCAGAAGAAUGCUCAACGUGAGACAAGCUUUGGAGCGCCUCCUUCUGCGUAGCCCAGGCACUCAAGUGUUCUUUAAAACAGAAAACAAUCGGGAAAAAGAAAGUGAUUUGGAAACAUUUAGUGACUUUAAUGGCUAUAUACAGUAUAAGAUAGCUAAGAAUAUCUUUAAGGAUCUUAACAUUGGUAUGAUCGAUGCAUGGGACAUGACUAAUGCUUAUGGUUCAUAUGAUCUACACCCAUGUGCUGAAAUUGUGAAUAAUCAAAUUAACCUCUUCCUAGCCUACAUUUGUACAAGUAAUAAAUAA